Messenger RNA from Eimeria maxima, 1842 nucleotides. RefSeq lists its product as hypothetical. Bases 1 to 1842 code for a protein of 613 amino acids. The transcript is spliced from 2 exons. The record is from RefSeq and is a predicted model, not a curated record. NCBI's taxonomy places the organism in Eukaryota, Apicomplexa, Conoidasida, Eucoccidiorida, Eimeriidae.
AUGACGAGCAGCAACCCCGCCUGCAGCAGCAGCAGCAGCAGCAGCACAAGCAGGUAUUGCAGUGCAUCCUCUGGUUUGCUUGGCAGCAGCAGCAGCAGCAGCAGCAGCAGAGAGGGACGCAGCAGCAGCACAUCCUCCCUGUGUCGUCUAGGCAUGACGGCAGCAGCAACAGCAGCAACAGCAGCACGGCUAACUCGCAGCAGCAGCAGCCUAACAGCUACACCGCACCGUAGUUACAGCAGCAGCAGCAGCAGCAUUACACCGAGCAGCAGCAGAAGCAGCAGCAGCAGCAACCUGAGACUCGUUUUCCCAAAGAAGCAGCAGCAGCAGCAACAGCAACAGCAGCAGCAGCAGCAGCACUCCUGCUUGUUUGCUCGAUGGAGAGACACACAAGGCCUACGUGAUGGACCACCGGACUGCAGCAGCAGCAGCAGCAGCAGCAGCAGCAAUAGCAGCUACAGCAGCAGCAGCAGUAAGGCAAGAAGGAACAGCAGCAGCAGAAAUCACACACAACCAACGGAGCAGCAGCAACAGCAGCAGCAGCAGCAGGAUGGCGGGCUAGCAGCAGCAGCAGCAGCUGGUGCUGCUGCUGCUGCUGCAGGGACGGCCAGCAGCCUCCAGGAAGCGCCUGAUGACUCACUUGAAGCCGCAGCAGCAACACCUGCUGCUGCUGCGGCUGCUGCUACUGCUGCUGCUGCUGCUACUGCUGCUGCUGCUGCUACUACUGCUGCUGCUGCUGCUGCUGCUUUCCCAGCAUCACCAGACGAUGGUGCUACCAGCUCAACAGCAGCAAACUCCGAAGCAGCAGCAACACAAGCAGCAGCAGCAGCAGCAGCAGCAGCAGAAGCACCAGCAGCAAAAGCAGCAGCAGAAGAAGCAGCAGAAGCACCAACAGCACCAGCGACGCAAACAGCAGCAGCUGACGCACCACCAGCAGCAGAAGAAGAAGGAGCAGCAGCAGCAGCAGAAUCAGAAGCAGAAGCACCACAAACAGCAGCAGCAGCAGCAAGUGCUGUGGUGGAUCCUCUAAUGGAUCUGCUGCAGCAGCCUGCUGCUGCAGAUGCAACCGACGGAGGCAGCAGCAGCAGCAACAGCAGCAGCAGCAGCAACUGCGUCCUCUCCAGAGUCAGCAGCAGCAGCAGCAGCAGCAGCUGUAGCAGCAGCAGCAGCAGCUGGCUUGAGCAGCUGUGGGGCCGACAGUGCAAGGGCAGCAGGCGAGGGAUAUCUAUUCUGGCGCAGCAGCAGCAGCAGCAGCAACAGCAGCAGCAGCAGCAGCAGCAGAGGCAGCCAAGGAUUAGCGAUGAUGCAAUUGCUGCUGUACCUACAAUGAGGAGACGCAGGGCUAAGUGUGGGGUGCUGCUGCCGCAGCAGCUAUUCGUGGGGCCACCAGAAGCAGGUGCUGUUGUUAUUGGGCGUCUGCUGCUGCCUCCUCAGUACAAGCAGCAGCAGCAGCAGCAGCAGCAGCAGCAACAGCAGCAAAAGGAGCCUCAGCAAGAUGAGCAUAUGAAGGAGAACCAGCCACAACAGCAGCAGCAGAACGAGCACCAGCUCCAGCAGCAGCAGCAGCAGCAGCAGAAGCAACAGCAGCAAGAACAGCAGCAGCAGCAGCACGUAGAGUGCAGUGGUGUGCGUCUUGUUAUAGGCGAGGAGUUGUGGCAGUUGCUGCUGCCUUUUUUCCCCCAGCAGCAGCAGCAGCAGCAGCAGCAGCAGCAGCAACAGCAACAGCAGCAGCAGCAGCAGGCAAAGCGCCUUCCUCCGCUGCUGGUAGUACGGCCGCAGCUGCUGCUGCUGCAGCAUCAGCAGCAGCUGCUGCUGCAUGAUGGUGUCUUUAGUAUUGUUUAA